Molecule: messenger RNA, 2661 nt
Organism: Penicillium macrosclerotiorum
Lineage: Eukaryota; Fungi; Ascomycota; Eurotiomycetes; Eurotiales; Aspergillaceae
Exons: 3
Coding region: 1-2661 (886 amino acids)
Molecular function (GO): protein binding
Source: RefSeq, a predicted model, not a curated record
AUGGCCUACUCCCAGAGGCCUGCUCAGCGGCCACCUCCCAUGAGGCAAUACAACAGUCCCACGUCGCCGUCAGCGGGCCCUCGGUAUGCGCCAGACGCUGACUAUGGAGAUACACAUGGAAACGGAGGCUAUGGCUACCCUGAUGGAGGAGGAGAAGGAUACGAAGACCCCACAUACAGUUACCAGUCUAGUUCCUCUGGUCCCCAGCCAUAUGGCUCGUCGAAACAACCUCGCUCGAUGCGCUCGCCGCCUGGACCUGGCCCGGGAGGGUUAGAUCCUCGGCGCCCGCCACCCGGACAAAGUCGCUCAAGAACUCCGGGCGGUCGCCCCCCUGGGUUUGAUGGCCCAUUUCCUUCGGUGCCUCCCGGUAGAGACCCCAGAGACCCGAGAGACCGACGGGGCCCUGCCCCUCGAGGAGACCCUCGAGGAGACCCCCGAGGUCUAGACAGAGGUAUGGCAGCGAUGGAUAUUAAUGGCAGAGGACCCCCGCCUCGACCUCACACAUCCAAUUCCAAUGGACGUCGUCCGGACAUGCGCCCACCGCCCCAGCGAGGACCCCCUCCUGGUAGAGGCCGUGGGGGUUAUUAUCCUGGUCCAACUCGAGCUCCCAGCUCUGGAAGGCCUGAUCGUGCCUACACGGAUCCCAAUGGCCCCCCCAUGGGCGGACCAGGUCGAAGCGCGACCAUGCCGCUGAACCCCCCCACAAUGUACCCUGGUCAGGCAACCUAUCAAGAACAGGACUAUGCAAGUGGCUACAUGGGCGAAAUGCCAACCCGUCCGAACACCGCGGGUGGAAUGCGACCUCCACGUCGGCCCGUAAAUGACAUGGACAUGGGAUUAAUGAUCCCGAACGAUCCAGCAAACCGGAUUUCAUAUGCGCCUAAGGAAUUUCUGGACAGCUAUUACGACAAAGAACAUGAUAAAGAGUCGGCCGAUGAUGAGCCCGAUAUGCCCAAUUUUGACGCGAUGCCCUCAGCAACUACUGGGCCGAUGGAUGAGAUGGGACUCGACACUCCUCCAAAGCCAGUACUUCAAACCCCAACUACUCCUACCUCUCCCGCAGGAGGCCAGUAUGCAGCAUAUACUCCAGAGUCAAGCCAAGGAGCUCCUCGCUCUCGAUCUCAGCCUGAUCUCCGCGGCGCGGAUGCUCCUGUCAAUCAGUUUGAAAAUGCCGGCUUUCAGUUUGAUAUUCCAGGAGAGGCCCCACCGAUUCCUGCGAUGUACCCGCCUAAUGGAGGCGGAUAUCAGAAUGGCUAUGAAGACAUGCACAACUAUCCUUCAAAUGGCCAUGUUGCAUAUCCUCCCAACCCUGUCGGUUUUCCUCACGACCAACCUGAGAUCCUAGAACCUCAACAGAACCCCGAUGCUCUUCCAUCCCAUCCAGCGCCUUUCCGCCCUGGGCUUGAUCAAAAGCCAGUCCCGGUUCGCCAAUAUAAUGCUACCCAGGUUGCAGCUCCUGCCUCUGCCCCGACUCCGGCGCAAGCUGCACCGCAGCCGAUGCCCAAUGAGCCAACGGGCCCGAAGCCAGUCACACAUGAAGAAUUGCAGCAAUUACAGCAGAAAGCGAGAGGUAACCCCUCCGACCAGAAGACACAGCUCCUCCUCGCCAAGAAGUUGGUUGAAGCAGCGACCGUCCUCGUGGUUGACAAUAGUCGGCUCGACCCGAAAACAAAGGCCAAGGCCAAAGAAAAGUACGUCAUGGAUGCAUACAAGAUCGUGAAGAAACUUGUCUCGGCUGGCAAUGCAGACGCACAAUUCUACCUCGCCGAUUGCUAUGGCGAAGGUCUUCUGGGAUUGGAGACAGAUGCGAAGGAAGCAUUUUCCCUGUACCACUCCGCCGCAAAGCAAGGUCACGCACAGUCUGCAUACCGUGUGGCAGUGUGUUGCGAGAUCGGCGCCGAGGAAGGCGGCGGUACCAAACGAGAUCCGUUCAAAGCUGUGCAAUGGUACAAGCGUGCUGCGGCUCUGGGUGACACGCCGGCUAUGUACAAGAUGGGCAUGAUCAAUCUCAAGGGUCUACUUGGGCAAGCCCGUAGCCCGCGUGAGGGAGUUUCGUGGCUGAAACGUGCAGCAGAGCGUGCCGAUGAGGAGAACCCUCAUGCGCUCCAUGAGUUGGCGCUGAUGUAUCAGAAUGCUAGUGGCAACGACAUCAUUGUCCGCGACGAGCAAUAUGCCUCCCAGCUCUUCCAUCAGGCUGCUGAUUUGGGCUACAAAUUCUCUCAGUUUCGCCUCGGCACGGCUUACGAAUAUGGUCUGAUGGGAUGUCCUGUCGAUAACCGUAUGAGUAUCAUCUGGUACACUCGUGCGGCCGCCCAGGGCGAGCAUCAGAGUGAGCUUGCGCUCAGCGGUUGGUACCUGACUGGAUCAGAUGGUAUCCUGCAGCAGAAUGACACCGAGGCUUACUUGUGGGCCCGAAAGGCCGCAACUGCUGGUCUCUCCAAGGCAGAGUACGCCAUGGGAUACUUCACUGAGGUUGGAAUUGGCGUCACUGCCAAUCUGGAUGAUGCCAAACGAUGGUACUGGCGUGCAGCAGCGCAAGGAUUCCCCAAGGCUCGGGAGCGUCUUGAGGAUCUCAAGAAAGGUGGCAGCCGUAUGCAAAAGACUCGACUCUCACGCUCUGCGGUUAACAAACAGAGUGAUGGAGAUUGCGUGGUCAUGUAA